AUGGACAAGGCCGCCAAUCCGCAAGGUGUCAAACCAAAGUGAGUUAAAGACUGUAACAGGCAUUUGAUGCAAUUCAUAAUGCAUAAGAGAAUGAGUUCUGAGAGAGAGAGGCAGGCCAUUUGCAGAUUCUUUAAGUAACUGCGAAUUCUCCGCCCCAGAGAACGUCAGCCACAUCUGAUUGGUUAGAUCUGAUCGGUUACAGUGAACAGUUUAAAAACGAUCUGCAUAAUAGAAGCAAAAAGGCAAGUUCCAGAAAGUAGGGGACGCGAUCGCUGGAACGAGAGAUUUAUUAGCCUGACGUUUCGGGUCCUCCCUCGAGUCCAUCAUUCAUCAUCUGACUCUGUCUCUGAUAAUGGAUUCAAGUGAGAAUCCGAAGCGUCAGGCUAAUAGAGCUCUUGUUCCAGCGAUCAUGCCUCUUUCUUCGCAACGGCUUGAAUACUGCUCGCGACAGUCUUACGCACUUCGACCUGAUCCCGCUGAAGGCCGUCUUAUUUGUGCACACUGUUCCUCGUUCAAACCGAUUUUGACACAUAUGUAAUUCCUUCAAAAUCCAACAGUGGUCUAGGCUGAAAGUUGGCGGUCCUCCGUUAAUUAACUGCUCCAAAUGGCCUGAAAUCGUGUGCUCAAAUGUUAUGCGGAAUUAAGCGCGACCUGUGAUUGGCUCAUUGUGCUAUGACUAGGGUAUGUAGGGCGCAGGCUUCAAAUUGAGUUCGCAGUCGUAGGUAGUGAUGCUUGGCAACGGCAUGAGACGGCCAUUCCACUCAGUUUGUGAGUUCGGCAGAGAACCAGUCGUAUCCCUAUGCAGAAGUUCAACGUAAGUGUCAGCUGUAGUUCUGUCAUUUAUGCCCAUGUAAUUGGAUUUUGAGCGCAAUUAUUCGAUCAGUGUCUUAGUCACAUGCCAUGUUUUCCGACUUCAAGUGCACUGCCUACCUAUCAGCGACUUUUGACUAGGUGGUUGUGAUCUGGAGGCUACCUUACGAAAUCCUCAUAGUUAGCGGACCACGACUGAAGCACGCCGGCUUAAGUAGCCUAAAUGUUUUCAACUGUUACAACAGAAUGAACACAGAAGCAAGAGAUUGUUGCCUCUAACUAGGCGCAUGCAAAUCAUUAUUUUACUCUGCAUUAAAUAUUUCUGCUUUAUUAUGUUACUCUACUCCGACAUUAUUCACUUAUCAAUAUGUGUAUUAAACAACAAAUGAUCUUCAGAGAAGGAUAUCUGUGUCUGUUUUAAAUUAGGAUGAAAGCGUUGUGCAUCGCAAACGUAAAAGUUGAUACGACCUCCUAUGCUGAAGGUGGGGGGAGAUAGCAGAUCGGUGCGUUUUCAGUCGGUUGGGUUACUUUUUGUUGAUUUUGGGUGGGACCAGGGACCAGUGACUGUCUAAGUCGGCACGGGAAUUCCUACCACGCCAAUUGGCGUACCGGACCUCGAGAAAAUCUCCCAUUCAUUUUAUCUCAAUCACGAUUUUAACUCCGGUAUUAUCCCGGUCAAAUUCAUGGUUGUCCGGUAGUGCGCAAUAAAAGCCGAGGGAUAAGAGUCACCCUGACGGACAUCUAGAUGUAAUCGUUAAUGAGGGGAACCAAACCUCGGCUUGUAUGACCAAAAUAUAUGCAGAAACAGUCGGCUCAUGGAAUUCGAUUAAAUACGUUCGUCUGUUGCCCUUCGCGUCAGGGAGCCUUUAUUUACCCGCCCAAAUAACGACCAGUAAAUGGUCCCUAUCUGCUUUAGACUCGAAUGAAGGUAUCGUUAAUUAAAAAAAGUGCAGCAUGACUCGGAAGGGUUUCAAUUCAGUCGUAAGGUGUUCUAAAAUUAUGCAGAAAAAGAGUACUUAUGUGUAGUGAGACCUGGAUGUCACAAUGUAGAUUACCAGUUCAACGUCCGGUCAUUUUACAGAAUGCAAGCAGACAUGCAUAAAUUAGCGAAUACCGAUUCCCUGGCCUGCCACGGUAGAGAAGUUCCGAGCAGAUGUUUGAGGUCACAGGCCGGCAGCGACCUGUAAGGCCGAUCUCGGCCAAGAUGUGCUAGCGGAGAGGGUGACGACAUAAAGUACGGAGUUGAAUGACACAGAACUGUUUUGGAUCUGCUCCAUCCUGAUGCAGUCGAGCACAACCCUAACCACUUCCCGAGACCAGAAGCACAGUGCUGUGAUAAAAGAAAGUAGAAUAGGCUCAAAACAGGUCUGUAUCAAAAGAGAAGGAGGCGUUCACCGGGAGAGGUGUAUUGGAGGUCUGACGUUUUGAGUAGCUGUUUCUUCUACCCAUCUUCAGAGGCUUAGAAGUCAUGCACACAGCUUUCCUCAUAUGGCGCACUCUGAAGAUGGGUAGAAGAAACGACUACUAGAAACGCCUCAUUUUCUUUUGAUGUGCUACCUGGGAAUCAGAUUUUCAAUAAUAUUGAGGUUUGUAUCGAUCUGCCUACAUCUCCACCGGCAACCUUGUAGAGGCAGGUACGCUAGUAAGACGUUACCGAAGGUCUCCAUCGGGUCUGGUUGCGUCACUGCCCAUGGUAUUCUCUUAUCUAUUUUGGUUUUUGGUUUGAUACGAUUCAUCGCUUCCGCCUUGCUUAAACGGGUGGAUAUUAUUACGUAGCCGUACCUGCAGUAGGAAAGUCGCAGCCUAACCCCCAACCCCUGACCCUUAACCUUAACCCCUACCCCUAAUCCCUAAUCCCAUCCCCUAAUCUUAACAUUUAACCCCUUACCUCAACCCUAGCCCUAACCCCUAACACCAACCCCUUACAAGUACGGCUACGAAAUAGGAUCUUGCCGUUUAAACAUUCCCCGACUCGUGCAUUUUCACAAACAUGUCUUCCCAACAUCUCUUUCGCGAAGCAGCUCAGACUAUAGUACUGCUCUUGCUUAAGUCGCAAUUUUUACCUAACUUGUGCAUCAGAACUAACCUAUAUUUAAUUGACUACUCGAUUAUGAGAUCUCGGUGACCUUGGCGGGAUUCAAAGGUCCGCCAGAAGGAACAGGGCCUCAGUAAAACCAGCGCUCUAGCCACAUGAGCUAGGAGGGGCCUGAUUUUUUUUUUUACGUUGAGACUACGUUACCCGAUCAAAUAUAUGAUUGUGGAAGGGACAUACAUGUUCUCUUACUCCAGCCUGCCCAAACAAUCACAAAUUCAACUUGUCUGGUGACGUUCAAUCCAACGGUCCACGAAAAUCUGCUUUGACAGUCAGCCUACUGAAUUAAAAUUGAUGGAUUUAGUAGGCUGCUGUAAGUUAACCGGGGAACGUAGCAAAAAUGUUGAAAAAUCUAGGCUCGCGAUCGGAUUUCCGUGGCUAAGAUGGUUGGAUGCCUGACCGCGUGCACGCUGUGCCCUUUCUGUCGCGGCUCUGAUUUCAACUGAUGCCGCCUAGUUGUCACAAUUCGGUAGCCUGCUAAGUCUCUCAGAUAUAUUCCUAACUUGCAGCUUUUUUCCCACCUAACUCCAAAAGUGUUAUUUAAAACGUCCACAAUUUUCGUUCCGAAAUUGUUAUACAUGCAACAAUCGUAACUUCUCUUUUGAAAGUUCCUAAUAAUACGAGUACGACUCAACACCAGUAAGCUGUACUUGUCGAGCUUAAACUAUUGCCUUUACUUUCAGUUUUACGACGAGACAUGGUCCCGGACAGGCUGCCUCCGCAAAGGAAACCAUGCUUCAUUGGUGCCAACUAGUGACCAAGGGUUACGAGGUGUGUUCACUUGAGUGCAAUUUCAGCCAAUCAUAUCUAUCCUACCCAAGUCCGUAGUCACCGAGUAUCUUUGCUUAUCUCUCUUGUUUCCACGCUCGACCCUUCCGUUCUUUUCAGUUGUUUUCUUCCGCUCAAACGCUCAACAAUUUUCUUAUUGGGUCUGAAAUUGAAGAGUAGUAGUUAAUUGGCAGUAAAUGAAACGAACGCCCGAAAUCGGUCCCUUAUUUUGAGCUGCAGUAGCGGUUUUAGAAUCUUUCUGAAUUUGCUCAGACUGCCGUUAAACAACAGGGGUACAUUCAUGUGACCUGAGACUAAACCUCAACAGAUAAAUCAUUACGUUUACUGACGGAGAUAUCAAAGCACAUGAUCGUCACGAAUUACCGGGGGGACGCCAUCAUUUAUGCAGGCAGGUGAAUCGCCAUAUGACUUGAUGCGCUCUGGCACAACCAAAAAGUACGGUAUUUUGAAGUGAAGUUAAAAAACUAACCAAACAUCGUCAACAACGAUGUGGGGAUUCGACGUAGCCGGAAGUUAAUUUGUCUGAAGAUCAUAACUGCUGCUGCAAAAAAUCAACCCUGGAAUGCGUCGCUUUGGGUUUUUUUAUCGCGAAGACGUCACGGUUCGAUGCUGGUAUGCCCCCACAGAAGGCCACGUGGCAUUAAAGUGCGUCGGGGCUCGAUUCUGCGCGAAGUAGCUGCCUACACUCAGAGAGGCAACGGCAGCUUAAUUCUGCUUGUGGCUAUUUCUGCGGUUCCUUGCGAAAACCUCGUCGCCUCGGGUCAUACUGUCUCAGAACAGUCUGCCUCGGAAGUGAAUGGGAUAUCGCUACGACCUAUCCUCAGCGAGUGGCAGUUAGGCCCUACAAAUCCAUCCGCACAGAUUUUAACAUGAUUACCCUUUCUGCCUACGUUAAUCAGAUACACAAAUGACCCUCAUUUUAAUGACAAUUUCAUGUUUAGGCGUGAAUAAAUGUCGGAUGUACAGAAUUGAAAAACACUACUCUCAGUUGCCGUCGGAAACCCUGCAUUUGACAGAAGGCAACGUCGGUAAACUAAGUGUCCAGUCAAAACAUGAGGUGCCAAAGUAGAGUAUUGAGUUUUCAUAGUUGAGAAAUGCUACCCCCUCCCCAUCAAGGCUGAAGAGUUUUUUACGGAACCGUCUAGGUCAACAUGGAGGUCAACGCCACGCGAAUUGGAGAAAAAAGCCUCGAGAAAUUCUAUCGCUCGUUUUAUCUCGGCCAUCGUGACGUUCAUAAUCGAUGGUCGCACUGGAGUUCGUGCGCAAAGACGAGGGGUCAGGGGUCACGCAGACGGACAACCUGUUCUGAUCGUUAGUAUUAGUGGCCAGAACUCGGCCCGUAAGACUAACAUAUACGAAGAAACCAUUAUUACAUGCGACGUGAUAAGGUACGGUCUUUUAGGCGGUGUGUUAUUACCGAAAAAGACAAGAGAGAUUGGAAUGACCAUUUCUGGCUUAUUAGCCGUGGUCAGCCAGUCAUACCCAACACCGAAGUUUAGAACACCCGAGGCUCGAACUCGAGACCUGUUAGUUAGAAGUCCGCGCCUCUAACCACUGGGCCACGAGCCCAUUGCCAUGUCGGUUAAGAUCGGGAAUAUACAAUGCGCCGCUGUGCGGCUGUUGGUUGGGCUCGAGAGAGAGCCCGUAAGGCACAACUGAACGAGUGAGUUCCGUAAGAAUGAUCGAUGAACGCCCCCUACCAUUGUACGCUCUUUUGUUUUUCUUUGCCUUUCGGAGCUUUUACUUGAGAUAGUACUGCGCGCAGUAAGAAAUGACCUUGUGGCCAAGGCGAAUAUCAAAAAGAAAGAAACUAGGGUUCAUGCGUUGAUUGCUUUGCUCUAACCGAUAUCCGAUCAGUUUUGUGAAGAUCUGACUCAGGCGUCAGACAACCGCAAGGACCGAUAUCCGGUAGGGGAAUAGUACCGUGGAAAUUUGCCCGAAAAAUCUGGAGUAACGGCUCAGCAGUUAAAUUGUUUGGUAUCCUCAUCGGUCACAAGCCAGCAUCCUCAGAAAGCAAUAACGACAAUAACAAGGCGGACUGGUUUGGCCCUAGUAGUUCUCAUAUUUCAAACUAGACCUUCGGGGUUCCUAAAUGUAGUCAUGCUUUCGGAAAUACAGAUGCUCUUAAACUUUAACAGCACAUUGUACGCAGAAAGUAUUAUAGCAUAUCUUCAUAUGCCAUGGUUGCGAUUUCUAACAGUUCAUUUAUUGCACGUCUGCAGGGCGUUGAUAUCAAGAAUUUUGGCAGUAGCUGGGCCGACGGCCUGGCCUUCUGCGCACUCAUACAUCACUUCUACCCAGACGCCUUCGAUUUCAAAACUCUGGAUCCCAAGAACCGAAAGGAGAACUUUAUUCUUGCAUUUGAGACCGCCGAGUACGUUGCUACACCAUAAUCUGUUGUUCAGAUUUUACAGACAGGCUGGAGAGUUGGUUGAGCAGUACUAGGAUGAGCGGUGGAUGUUUUUGAGGAAGCUGGGGUGAUCCACCGAUAUGGCCGCUGAAAACCACAAACUUCAAAUUCGGAAUCUAGGCAGAGUAGAUGUCAGCUUAGCAGAGUUACCCUGUCUAAGCUUGGCUUAGGGCCCUGACUCCUUAGGCUUAAUACAUGCACAGUGAUUGACCGAUCUCAUGAAAUGUUGGCCGAAAUUCUGAAAUGUGUUUCCGAUUAGGAUAAAUCACUUAGGUGGGGUUGUAAAAUCACUUAGCAUGCGACAUAUUCCUAUAAUAUUUCGGACUUGCCAGGACGUCGGCUUUCGAGUGCACUUCUUUUCAAACUUCUGUAGAAAACACACUCAGUAAAAAAUGACUACUCAAGUAGCAUACAUAUUUUGCAUUGAUUUUCGAUGGCAUUAUAUAUGUAAACAUAUUUUAUAAAAAAACAUGCCCAAAAUGAACUUUGUUCUACGCAUUCGGUAGAGAAUGACGUUGUAUUUGCAUUUUAUACCCGAAGAAAGGUAUAUUUAGGUUUUAAAAAGGUUUCUAAUUAUGGGACUUUUAAGAGCCUGUGAUGUCCAUUCAUGUAGUAUCGUACCUGUCCGUUUACCAAUCCUCCCCGUGAAAUAUGCAACAUAGUCUGCAUCUAUUGCAAAAGUUUAUGAACUCCAUGUGGUAUCUUCUUAAAGGCAUAGAAAAUUGUGUGAUUUUCCUUACACGUAAAGCAUGCACCUCGUAGACGGAAACCGCUUAACGCUAAUACAGCGGUGAUCAGGCUCAAAAUUAUUCGGGAAUUUGGAAACUUUUUCAAAACCAGAAUAUACUCUUUCUCUGGACAUAACGUGUGAAGACAAUGCGAUAUUUUACCAAACAAGUAAAAGAAAGCGUAUUUUAUGCAUGUUUUCUAUGAAGUAUGUUUAAAUUUAUAAGACCAUCGAAAAUCAGUGCGAAAAUGCAUGCUACUUAAGUAGUCACUUUUUCACUGAGUAUGUUUUCUACAGAAGGUUGAAAAGAAGUGCACUCAAAAGCCGACAUCCUGACAAGCCUGAAAUAUUAUGGGAAGAUGCCGCAAGCUAAGUAAUAUUACAUCCCCACCUAAGUAAUUGAUCCUAAUCGAAAACGCAUUUCGGAAUUUCGGCCAACAUUUCAUGAGAUCGGUCACUCACUGGAUGUUAAACUGAUACAAGCAAGGACUAAGUAUAUGCUCGUGGUAGGAAAAGGCUAGCUGCUAAUUAACAAAUUCACCAGCGUUUUAACCCUUUUGCUUAAGUGGGAGCCCUAUGCACAUCAUCCAACAGUAUGUCGAGUAUUUUUUUACUACUUGACUGCCCUCCGCGCCCAGCCUUUUUUUAAAAAAGGUAAACUCUCCUCUAACUAAAGAAUUACGUGCGUGCAGAACAAUAAACCAAUGCAGAAACUUCAACAGCAUCGACUCCUCCUGGGUGGUACAGGUCAGCGUAUGUCAUACUGCAGAUGAAGGGCCAACCAAAAACUCUACUGAACAAUGCCUACUUUAAAAAAUAUUGCAGACAGUUCUUCGUAGUUUUUCCUUAUCCCACAUAUAUAGUUAACCCUUACCAGAUACAGUUAGUAUUCUAUAUGCGUAAAGAUUCGAGGUCCAGACAUUGUAUCGCGUUCAUCAUCUCCCGAAGAAGACGAAGAAGAAGAAGAAGAGAGGGCGAAUUCAUGGACCAUAUUGUAUUCGAACGGACGUUUCGGAAACUUCCUCGUUUCCAUCAUCAGAGUAGCGUAAUUGUUGCACUUGCGGGUCUUGAAUUAUUCAGUCUUGCCGCUUGUUUCGUAUUAUAGCCGUGCUGGACGCACAAACUUUGACCUGCCUGUUUGCCGCUGACUGGCUUAGACCUCCCCGGAGCUGACCGCUGAUAGGCCUGCGUGACCUUUGUUCCCUUUGGGGUCGGCUUAGUUGUGGUCAAAUCAACGUGCCGCUUGGGCCCUUCCACGUCAGCCGGUGGACUGAUCGGUCGUUGCUGUUCAGGUGAGCAGCAUUCAGCUUCGCGGGCGCAUCGGUGAGACAGUGUUCGGCUUUGGUCACAUGACCUCUGGCCCCCAAUUCCGCUCUUUUCCCUGAGCGCUGACUCUCGGUCCCGCGUGCUUGCUUGCCUUACUGGUCCUGUCCGGACUGAUCCGAGCCUUGUACGCAGUGCUUGGUAGGCGGGAUGUAGAUCUAUAGCUCGGUUGAUUGUACCAGUCGAGGAUGAGUUAGUAUUCUUCAUCCAGCGGGUCAAUGUUGAUCACCAGAUGGACAGUGCGUGAGUCUGAACCCGUUUGCACGUCGUCACAUACUGACAGUUCGAGCGUCUAUGCUCCAUAGGUGGAUGGGCAUAGAGACAGCAGCUUGCGCGCGGAUGAGUUUAUAAUGACAGUGGACUUGCACCGCAUUCACCUUCACUCACCGAGUCAAGAAUACCAGAGGCGGGAAAUGGCACAGGUGGCUGCCACAGCCUGAACGCACGCAUAGGCGUGCCGACACAUCCUCUGAUCCGCGCGCAAACGACCAGGAGCGCCUUAAAGGCCACAAUAAGAAGGAGCCAUUGCAACAUGACUUCCCGUUUUAAGGAAAAGGCCGGGUUAUCUCGUCAGUUAGCAGUUAUCUGAGCCACGGUUUUCAACGCACUGCACUACAUUCAUGUGCGUCAGGGUAUUUCUAGCGAUGAAUAUGCACUGAGGGAGUCAAUCCAACUCUCUCCUCCUUCCCCCAGACAUUAGUUCGCUGUUAGAGCCUGUCAGCCAGGUGAAGAGGGGAUUUGACGAAGUGUUUGGUAGGGUUAGGGAAUCCGACUUCACGUGCCACACACACGCCAUCCGAUCCCACAUAACACACCAGGCUUGUGCACAGAGGCUGGGCUGUUCGGGUCUCACAUUCGCGAGAGUGCCCUAGAGGCAGCAUCAAGUGGCAGACUGACUUUCAGUCCACCAGUCGGCCACUGAACACAGUCAUAUGCAGGGCUGAAUGGGAGGGCAGAGUCGAAUCGUUGGUUGGUAACCCUCCAAGCCACAUCUUUCAGCGCAUCAUGACAGACUCAAGCGCGUUGGACUGUUUGUGGUGAGGAAAAUGUGCUGCGGGUCCACCUCACUCCUUCUCUCUUCCCCGUACACCAGUCCAUUGUCUGAACCACUCAACCAACUAGAGCGACGGGAGCUUCGCUCUAAGCAUGAUCCUGCUCUCCGUCGCCUGAGCGACAUGUCGACUCUCCGGCAGAAGAAAAGAGCAUUUUAGUUCAGUCAAAUAUUUGCGAAUCUGGCGCAUUGUCAUCAAACAAGGUUACAUGACUUGGCCUUCACUUACUGCUCAUGUCAGACUGUGAGAACGUUCACCUAGAGUUAGACCCACGCAUCCUAUGAAAAUGUAUGUAGGGUUGUCGUAGCCUGCAUCAUCACGUCGCACUCUAUGUGUUGAACAGAUAUAUAUAUAUAUGAUGGAGCCGACAAAUACAAGGGAGACCGGAAUGGCCAUUUCUGGCUUAUUAGCCGUCAUCAGCCAGUCAUACCCAACCCCAAGUGUGGAUCACUUGAGAUUCGAACCCGGGAUCUUUGGUCAUGGAGUUUGACGCUCUACCAUUGAGCCAUCUCAUCUAUGUCUACUACUAGUCGCUGUGCGACUGCCUGCGAGGGUUCUAGUAUGAGCCCCAAGGCACAACGGAACGAGCAUGUUCCGUAACCUGAUCGGCGAGCGCCCACUGUCAUAAUAUAUAUAUAUAUAUAUAUAGACACUGUUAUUUCUGACAAAGACAAGGGAGACUGGAAUAAGAAUUUCUGGCUUCUAGUUAUCUUCAGCCAGUCAUACCCAACCCCGAAGUGUGAAACACUCGAAGCUGGAACUAGCGACUUGUUAUUUAGAAGUCCACGCCUCUAACAUACUGCUUAUAUCAUGCGCCGCAGUGCGGCUGCUGGUUGGGUUCGAGAGAGAACCCGUAAGGCACGACGGAACGAGUGAGUUCUGUAAGAACGAUCGGUGAGCGCCACCUACCAUCAUGUAUAUCAGAAUCUACAUGCGGACACUGCUUAUUCAUAAGAAUGUCGCGCAACGUACACAUAAGCUACGCUGUAAAAGCUAUAGCAGUGCCCCUUACCUGGGUCCUCAUUCCACUCAGAUUCGAGCACUCUGAAUGACUUCAGUGAGGAAGCAAGUUAGAGGCGAAUGGCAAAAAUUAUGCCCGGAAUAUUAGAGAAAUGAGGUUUUUAUCAGCUCUUCUCCCUCUGACCGACGAUGAAUCACCCGAUAGACUUACCCCCAGGAAGUCUGAAAAUAGGGUCGGCUUCUUGGGCGUUGCCCCACUUGGGUCACAGUUCAAAGGAAGUCGGUUGCGGGAGAAUGAAUAUCAUUUUUGACAGGAAAGUAAGCCUACAGUGGAAGCUUUCUGACGCCUCCGGAAGAGCGCCCAGAUUGCAAAAGCUGAUAAAAUAAAGGGUGUGGUGAGAGUCAUGAGAAGCAGACGUUAACAACGACCAGUUAACAAUGCAUUGCAGGAAGUGCAGUCAGCCGUAAGGUUCUCAAUUCAAAAAGCAUUGUUUACUCAUUUUUUUUCUAUUGGUACUACAUGAACCACGAACGUCAGGUAUCUAUCUCGUCAUUUGAAACCCGAGUUCUCGCAGAGUUAAUAAAAAAGCUUGCUUAUGAGUUCUUAGUGUGUAGGAAUGUCACAAUAUUGUCGAGGCGUCCAUUAGGGCAAAGCUAAUAUAAGAUCACUUUCAUUAAUGAACAUAUUGAAGCCCUUUAAAAGGUCUGUCUGACACAACCCUUCUGAAGGGGGGAACUAAGGACUUACUGGAAAAGCCCAACUAAAUACCAGCAAAUGCCUCAGCACUCCUACAGUAUAUGUGCUAACUCGUGAAAUUUUAACCGAAAUUCUGGAAUACGCUUUUGACUUGAAAAGGUUACUAAAGUAGGGUUAUAAUAUAAAUCACCGGGCAGCCUAAUUCAAUAACAAUUCAGUUACAUCGGGAUGCCGGCUUUUAAACGAACUUCCUUCCGACACCCGCAAAAAACCCCCCUGUCAAGUUGCUUACUCAACUAGCAUGAAUUUUCCUUAUUGAUUUUGGAUGUCCUUAUAAAUUUAAAUAAAUUUUAUCGAAGACAGGAUAAAAACAUAUAUUCUUUCACUGAUUUGCUGGAAAAUUAAGUUUUCUUUGAGGAAAUGGUAUAAUUUGCUUCCAAAAAACGCUUUCAAUUUCCGAGUAACUUAGAACCCUGACUGCCUUUACACGUGCAUUCAGGGUUGCCAAACCACAAGUUUUAUAAUUUCCGUGUACGGAAUACCUCAUGUUUCUCUACGGUGUUGGUAGGAGACGUUAUGAGGUUCAUUGAAUUUGGCAGUAGAUGUGAGCUAUAUUGCAAACUAAACAAGCAACAUUAAUAGAUGCGGAGACACGAGGUUUUUAUGAACGGGCAUUGCGCGGUCUUAAAUGUCCCAUAAUUAUAAACUUUUUUAAAACCGAUUUAGACCCUUCCUUCGAGUAUAAAAUUUCAAGAAGACGUAAUUUUCCACCAAGUGAGUAAAGGAAUGAAUAUUUUUACGCCUGUUUUCUAUGGAUUAUAUUUUAAUUUAUAAGGGCAUCCAAAUCACUGAGAAAAAUGCUUGCUACUUAAGUAGUAAUUUGUUUGCAAAGUAUAGGUUUUACAGGUGACCGGAAAGAAGUUCGUUCGAAAGUCCUCAUCCUGAAGUGAGAUAUUACGAGAUUAUGUUGCACGAUGGUUGAUAUUAAAACCCUACCAAAGUAAACUUUUCAAGUCGAAAACGCAUUCCAGAAUUUAGGUUAACAUGGUCCUCAGCAAACCCAGGAAUUAAAAUCAGUUUCUCAAAUGAUCAUUGACUUCAUCUCAGCUGUACUUUCACUAGCCCAGAGGGUACGGCCGUUUUGACGAUUUUGUUUUGUACUACCCGUGAGUACUGUGCGUUGACGAGUUUCCCCUUCUUGUUAACCCCCCCCCCCCGCCUGACAAUCAGGAAACUCGGCAACGUGUCUCCCCUGCUGGAUGUGGAGGACCUGAUGCGAAUGAAGGUACCAGACUGGAAGUGCAUUUUCACCCAAGUCCAACUCUACUACCGGCGUUUCCAGCUUAAGGGCGGACAAGGAGCCCACAAGCCCCCCGUCAAUCUUCUCCCCCAACCCCACGCCGCACCGGCUCCAAGUCCAUCCUCCUAA
Molecule: messenger RNA, 12289 nt
Organism: Spirometra erinaceieuropaei
Lineage: Eukaryota; Metazoa; Platyhelminthes; Cestoda; Diphyllobothriidea; Diphyllobothriidae
Source: the annotation of a GenBank genome assembly